This is a messenger RNA of Bradysia coprophila, 4373 nucleotides long. Its product is annotated as ATP-binding cassette sub-family C member 4-like. Gene Ontology annotation, molecular function: ATP hydrolysis activity; ATP binding; ABC-type transporter activity. The record is from RefSeq and is a predicted model, not a curated record. Gene Ontology annotation, cellular component: membrane. Gene Ontology annotation, biological process: transmembrane transport. Lineage: Eukaryota; Metazoa; Arthropoda; Insecta; Diptera; Sciaridae.
GUACAGACAUAAAACACGCAUAUUCGAUAGCGGCAAUUUGUAAUUAAUUAAUUAUACGAUAAACAGCUUAAGGAAAAACUGUCUGUGAUAACGGUGCACUUAAACAACAUAAUGAUUUUAAAUAAAACUGAACAAAAUAGAAUUUAAAUGAACGUCCCGUCACAUAAUAAUAAUAGAAGUAAUAAAAAGUCAAUCAAUACAAUAUGGAAUCGGUGAGACGAACUUUACAGCCAAAUCCCCGGGAAAAGGCAAACAUAAUAUCGGUGUUAUUGUUCUGGUGGACUGUCGGUAUAUUUAAAAAGGGGUACAAAAAGGUUCUGGAACUUCAUGAUUUAUGCCAACCAUUGAGUGUAGAUCAUUCCGAAAAGCUUGGCAAUCGUCUAGAUGUAAAAUGGCGGAAACAAGUAAACAGCCCUGGCCGGCCAUCUUUAAUUUUAGCAAUCGUAGCCACAUUUUGGCGAGAAUAUUUACUGCUUGGAUGCAUUUGCAUAUUCAAUGACAUUUUCAUUCGCUUAGCUCAACCAUUUUUACUCGGUCGCCUGUUGCUAUACUUUAGACCUAAUUCGACUAUGCCCCAUGAAGAAGCCGUGUAUUACGCUGUUGGAAUUGUUGGCCUUAAUGCUCUCAGUGCCAUUGUGAUUAAUCAAUUUUUUAUAGGAGGAUUCCACAAUGGCAUGAAGGUUCGGGUUGCCGUUUGCAGUAUUAUUUACAGAAAGGCGUUAAGACUGUCACAAACUGCUUUGGGAGAAACGGCUCUAGGAAAAGUGGUCAAUUUGUUGUCGAACGAUGUGGGCCGCUUCGAUAUCGUUUCAAUGUUCUUACAUUCAAUGUGGUCGGCACCAUUAAUGGCAAUAAUUGUCGGCUAUCUGCUUUGGAUAGAAGCCGGAUGGGCUGGAAUGAUCGGUAUUCUUGUAGUUUUUGUGGUAGUUCCUCUCCAGUCAUACACGGGCAAAUUGUCGUCAAUAUUUCGACUGCAAACAGCGCUGCGAACCGAUGAGCGUGUACGGUUUAUGGACGAAAUUAUUUCGGGUGUUCAGGUUAUCAAAAUGUAUGCCUGGGAAAAACCAUUUGCUAAACUAAUUGCUCACGCCAGAAAACUGGAACUCAACAUCGUACGAAAAAAUUCGUACGUUCGUGGCCUCUACAUGACGUUCUUGUUGUUCACUACGCGCAUGGCUAUUUUCUGCACAAUGCUUUCCAUUGUACUGCUGUCGGGCAGUGAUCAAUUAACUGCAUCCAAGGUAUUUGUUAUAGCGGCGUACUUUAACAUUGUCGCCAGCACAAUGUCUCAGAUGUUUGUCCGUGGUGUGGCUGAAAUUGCUGAGGCAUUGGUUGCGUUCCGACGGUUGCAGAACUUUUUGGAGUAUGAGGAAAAAGAUUUGUGUCGAUUGGAAUAUUUGAAAAUAGCUGGUACUGGCUUGGAGUUGACGGACAAUAAAAAGUCCAAUAAUAGUGGAAUGGGAGACAAUGCAGUUUUGAUCAAAAAUGCAACAGCUCGUUGGAUUCCGCUGAACAAAACGGAAGUACAGAAAGAUGGCGAGAAAAAUGGGCACAAAUCUGAUUCGAACGGAACAGGCAACAAGAAAAUGGAGAAUGAAACUCGACAGAAUCCAACUUUGGAUUGCGUGAAUAUUGAUUUCAGGAAAGGCACACUGAUUGGUAUAGUUGGACCAGUAGGAGCUGGAAAAUCGACUCUGCUACAAACGAUCCUAAACGAAUUACCUUUAGAGUCGGGCGCCAUUUCCGUAAAUGGUAUCGUUUCCUAUGCCGCUCAAGAACCAUGGAUUUUCGCUGGAUCAGCAAGGCAAAAUAUUUUGUUCGGACAGGAAAUGAAUCGUCAUCGAUAUGACGAUGUGGUGAAAGUAUGUGCGCUAAACAAAGAUUUCGAACAGUUUGAGUUCGGUGACAGGACAGUCAUCGGAGAAAAGGGUACGUCGUUAUCUGGUGGUCAAAAGGCUAGAGUUAAUCUGGCGAGGGCUGUGUACCGGGAGGCGGAUGUUUAUCUAUUAGAUGAUCCUUUGAGUGCAGUGGAUGCGCACGUUGGUAAACAUUUGUUCAACGAAUGCAUCGGACCACAUGGUCGUUUGGCGAAAAGAGGUGCCACCCGAGUGCUUGUCACUCAUCAAGUGCAUUUCCUUAAAGAUGCUGAUUGGGUGGUCGUCAUUAGAGAUGGCAAAGUCGAAAUACAAGGUGCUCCCAACGAUUUAUCGAAGAGUGGUAUUGAUUUCGCUUCACUCCUCACUUCCGACGAUGUCAUAACUGAAGGAACUGAUGAAAAUUCACUGACUGCUAGAAGACUUAGUCGUACCGAUUCAAGGUCGUCUAUCAAGUCUUCGAAACAAUCGUUAACAGAGAACGACAUUAAGUUAGCCGAUGAAAGUAAAGCAAACGGAAAAUCGGUCGAAGCACUGCAGCAGAUGGAAGCUUCAUCGAAGGGACAAGUAAAAGGAUCGGUCAGCGGAACGUAUUUCACGUCAGGGGCAAAUUUUUUCGUCCUCAUCGUUGUCUUCAUUUUGUUCGCUCUGACACAGGUGUUGGCUAGUGGUGCCGAUUAUUGGGUGUCUUUUUGGACCAGUCAAGAGGAGCUCAGAAGUUACUACGCGAACGUAAAUAACUCUGAAGCGGAAUCGUCCUUUAACGAAACUGAGCCAAUCGAUUCAAAUGCAAGCCAUUUACUUACUACGGAAACUCUUAUUAACAUACAUGGCGGAUUGAUGGCCGCGCUGUUCACUAUAGCCUUAUGCAGAUCGCUCAGCUUCUAUACCAUUUGCGUUCGGGCGUCGCAGAAAUUGCACGAUUUCAUGUUCGACGGCAUCAUUUCAACGUCAAUGCGUUUCUUCGAUACGAAUCCAUCGGGGAGAAUUUUGAACCGAUUUUCAAAGGACAUGGGUGCAACGGAUGAAUUUUUGCCGAAAGCGAUAUUGGAUGCAACUCAAAUUAUUUUGAACAUGUUUGGUGCGAUCAUUGUCACAGCCAUAGUAAAUCCCCUAUUUUUGAUACCAGUCGGAGUUUUAGGCAUCUUCUUCAUUUACGUCCGGAAAGUCUAUUUGAAAACUGGCAAAAAUAUCAAACGUUUGGAAGGGAUCACUCGAUCACCCGUUUUCACACAUCUGGCUGCUUCGUUGGGCGGUUUAUCGACAAUCCGUGCCUUUGGUGCUCAGAAAAUUUUAAUCGAAGAAUUCGACAACCACCAAGAUAUUCACUCCGGAGCCUGGUACAUGUUCAUAACAACAAGUUCAGCGUUCGGACUUAGCCUGGAUGUCAUGGCACUUAUUUUUGUGGCUGUCAUAACGUUCACCUUUCUGGUAGCCGGUGAAGGAAUGAUGGGUGGUGAGGUCGGAUUGGCAAUAACGCAAGCAAUGGCUUUAACCGGGAUGCUUCAGUGGGGUAUCCGCCAAAGUGCUGAAGUUGCCAAUCAACUAAUGGCAGUCGAAAGAAUUCUCGAAUACCGAGAUUUGAAGCCUGAAACGACACCGGAAAAACCUCAAACACUAGCUAGCCAGUGGCCGGACAGCGGUAAAAUCGAAUUCCGAAACGUCGUUUACCGCUACUUUCCGGAAGCAGAACCAGUGCUAAAAGGACUUACGUUCGUCGUAAACCCGAAGGAAAAAAUUGGUAUCGUGGGCCGAACCGGCGCUGGCAAGUCAUCGUUGAUUGGUGCGAUCUUUCGAUUGGCUGUUGUUGAUGGCGAAAUUCUCAUCGAUAACAUUGAUACUUCGACCAUUAAGUUGAACGAUUUAAGGUCAAAGAUAGCAAUUAUUCCCCAAGAUCCUGUGCUAUUCUCGGGAACGUUGCGGAGGAACUUGGAUCCGUUUGAGGAAUAUCCGGACUCGAACAUUUGGCAAGCAUUGGAUGAGGUUGAAUUGAAAGAUAUUGCUAGUGGACCACUGGGGCUUCAGAGUUCCGUUAUGGCUGGCGGAAGCAAUUACAGCGUUGGUCAAAGACAGUUGAUCUGUUUGGCACGAGCAAUAUUGCGCAAGAAUAAUAUUCUUGUUUUAGAUGAAGCUACAGCGAAUGUGGACCCCCACACUGACACACUAAUUCAGCAAACAAUACGAGAAAAAUUUGCAGAUUGCAGUGUGCUCACAGUGGCACAUCGUCUGCAUACCAUUAUGGACUCAGACCGUGUCCUGGUCAUGGACUCGGGCAAAGCUAUUGAAUUUGCGGCACCGCACGAAUUGAUGCAAACGAAAAACGGAAUAUUUUAUGAAAUGGUACACACAUUGGGUCCUCAGGAAGUUGACCGAUUGACGAGAAUUGCAGCUGAGAAGUUUAAGUCCACCCACUGAAUUUGUAAUUACUUAAUUUCGUUUCUUAAUUUUACUGUCACUUGCGUGUAUACUUAAAUUGAUUAAAUAAAAACAAAACAAAAA